Messenger RNA from Lolium rigidum, 714 nucleotides. RefSeq lists its product as uncharacterized. NCBI's taxonomy places the organism in Eukaryota, Viridiplantae, Streptophyta, Magnoliopsida, Poales, Poaceae. The coding region runs from base 100 to 462 and encodes 120 amino acids. The transcript has a single exon. The record is from RefSeq and is a predicted model, not a curated record.
CAGCUCAACAGCUCUCAACCUUCCUAUCGUCUGUCUCUCACCAAGCCGGAAGCAACAAAGCAGAUUCUUACGAGCGAAGCAAGCGACCGAGCAAAAUCAAUGGCGCUGACACCGUCUGCAUCCGCCGUCUCGUUCUCCGCCCGCCCGUCGGUGCGAACCACGACGUUCCGGCCGCGCGCCUCCGCGGACGCCAAGCGUGUGCGCGCGGGAGCACCCAAUGGAGGCAAGUGGUGGGCGCCGCUGGUCGGGUGGUCCGGGCGAGCGGACUACCUCGAGGCCGCGACGCCGGCGAUGGCGCCGGUGGUGGCGGAGGAGGAGGAGGACAAGGCGGGGAGGUCGUUCGUGGGCAGGCUGACGGAGGAGAAGGCGCGGCAACUCCGUGCGCGGAUGGCGGAGAUGGAGAGCUUCCACGACGCCAUGUACCACUCCGCCAUCGCCUCCCGCCUCGCACGCACCGCCUAGGAACCUACCAACCGGACGUUGCUACACGGUGCUAUAGCACCAGUUAGUCUACCGGAGUGCCCUCCCCUAAAAUAGUAUGUAGACCAUGGCUGAAAGCGACACCUUACCAAAAGUGGAAAAAAACGCGUUCCCACAGUGUGAAACCGGCAGGAGCUUUUCUUUCCUUCAGCUCGUCACCUCUGCAGCUAGCUUUGUAAUUUACGAACCGUAAGUACAUAUUAAGAUUAAUAAAGUACAUCCUAAUUAAUUUCA